AUGAGUGCGGGAAUUCUAAAACGGGUCUGGAACUCUCGGACGGUGGAUCACUACACCAGAAGCUUAAGGGGAAUGAAAUCGGUGAAAAAUGAGGGUCCUACAGCCCGGGCCGAAGUGACAGGUCCACCCCUAGUGACUCCAAGAGGUGAACUUGAGGGCGAGGAGCAGCGCGCAGCCGAGCGCCACGGCCCCGCAGAGCAGCUCGGGCCGCUGGCGCGCCAUGAGGGAGACGCCACGCAGCCCGCGACGGAGCCUGCCCGCCGAGGACGCUGUGGCCGGGGUCGGGCUCGAGCUGAGGCAGUCGGAGCCCGCGGGGCCGCCGCCGCCCCCUCCCUCGUCCUCGGCGUCCUCGCUGCUGCUGCUGCCGCCGCCGCGGCCUCCGCAUUCCGACAUUACAUGCUCCCAGUCGCCGGCUUUAUACCGCCGCCGCCGCCUCGGGCCCGAAGGCCCGGCCCGGCCCGGCCCGUUGCUCCCCAAUCCCGCAACUCGCCGCACCCGCUAACCCGGACGCUCCACGUCAGCCGCGCGCCGCCGCCGCGGGGUCCGCCCCACCUCACAUCCCAGAGCACGCAGCUCCGCCCACGGCUCACGAAGUCCGGGCGGGCACCGACACCGCCCAAAUCCCCACCCCCAACGGGCCACGCCCUGCACCCUAAGUAA
Gorilla gorilla gorilla (western lowland gorilla) is the source of this 660-nucleotide messenger RNA. RefSeq names its product arginine-glutamic acid dipeptide repeats protein-like. Bases 1 to 660 code for a protein of 219 amino acids. The transcript is spliced from 2 exons. The record is from RefSeq and is a predicted model, not a curated record. Lineage: Eukaryota; Metazoa; Chordata; Mammalia; Primates; Hominidae.